AUGGACGAGGAUACUGUUACUAUUCUCAACAACCAGAAUUCUCCCAAACAUGCUUGGACUCCUGAAGACCGGAGAACCCUUUCUCUACUGACCAAACUCUAUAAUGUUUCAAAGGCCGACAUGAGACUAAUCUUCAACCAAAUGUUCCGUCGUCGUCUUCAACAUGAAGGGUUUUCAGAAGGGGUUUCGCUGACGACUAUCAGGUCGCAGGUAGCUCAUCUGAAGCGGAUUGGUAUGGGAGAAUACCAAGCCAUCCAGUCUAUGUCCCUAGAGGAUACAUACGAGUCAUUUCCCAUCGAGCGAGGGCAAAUCGAGGCAGCGGCGGAGUCACUGGGCAUCUCAUUGCUACUCUUGCAGGUAAAAGAUGAUAAUACGCGCUCUAACGGCUUCUACAAUUAUGAUAACAGAGAGGCAAGAACGCGGUCAAUGACGGCACGCAGCUGGAUCGAUUACACCGAUGCAACGGUCACGGAACCGGACUCUUCGUACAUUGACUCCGAUUCGAGUGGCUCCUGGCACACACAGUCAGAGGAAGAAGAGGACGCUUACCAUUAG
Messenger RNA from Exophiala dermatitidis NIH/UT8656, 555 nucleotides. RefSeq lists its product as uncharacterized. Bases 1 to 555 code for a protein of 184 amino acids. The transcript has a single exon. The record is from RefSeq and is a predicted model, not a curated record. Lineage: Eukaryota; Fungi; Ascomycota; Eurotiomycetes; Chaetothyriales; Herpotrichiellaceae.